This is a messenger RNA of Lodderomyces oxycetoniae, 894 nucleotides long. It is a transcript of the gene CIP1, whose product is annotated as Cip1p. NCBI's taxonomy places the organism in Eukaryota, Fungi, Ascomycota, Pichiomycetes, Serinales, Debaryomycetaceae. The transcript has a single exon. The record is from RefSeq and is a predicted model, not a curated record. Bases 1 to 894 code for a protein of 297 amino acids.
AUGUCAAAAGUAUCAAUUGCAGUUAUCGGUCUCCAUGGAUUCCUUGGAAAACACGUUGUAGCAGCUAUAGAAUCGGGCAAAUACGACUCCAAAAUUGAAUUCCCAGUCAAGGCCAUUACACGUAAGUCAGAUGAUAAGUCAACAGAAAAGAUCCAAUACAUAACUACUGCAGAAAUCUCUGCUAAAGAUACCAAUUUGAUUUCACAGCUUAAGGGUAUUGAUGUUUUAAUUGAACUCACUUCCCCAAAUCCCGAGCUCUUUGCCAACAUUGAGAAAAUCAUUGAAUUGGUCAAACCAAAAUUAUUCAUUCCAUCCCAGUUUGGUACAGAUAUUCCUCCAGUUGAUGCCUACGCACCAGGGUUCUUAUCCCUCAAGACCCAACACUCAGAAAAUGUUCGUAAAUUAGGCGGCAUAAAAGUUGUCGAUAUCAUCACCUCCUUAUUUGCUGCUCCUGGAGCAUUUUUAUACGAAUGGGUAAAUGCAGUAGGUAUUACCGAUGAAGGGGUCAAUUUGAUUGGUGAUAUCAAUCAAAAAUUCCACGUUUCAAAAUUAGAAGAUAUAGGAAAUGUCAUCUUGAGUGUUGCCACUUUCAAAUCAAUCGAGGACCUUCCUGAUACUCUCUACGUUGCAAGUGACACAAUUACUGUAAAAGACGUUAUCGACAAGUACUCAAAGGCUAAAGGUAAAGAAUUGAAAAUUAUUAGUGAAAAAACGGCAGAGGAUGGUAAAAAGGAGUUUGCUGACAAACUAAAAGCCGGUUUCAAUCCAAACGAUUUUACAUUUUACUUACAAGCUAUCAUUAGUCAAGGUUUGGAUAAGGGAUUGUACUUCAGUAAAUUGGAUAAUGAGUUGGUCAAUCCAAACGAGUCAAUUUGGAAAUGGGGUAAAUAUUAG